Messenger RNA from Drosophila innubila, 1979 nucleotides. It is a transcript of the gene P5CDh1, whose product is annotated as delta-1-pyrroline-5-carboxylate dehydrogenase, mitochondrial. Bases 200 to 1906 code for a protein of 568 amino acids. The record is from RefSeq and is a predicted model, not a curated record. Gene Ontology annotation, cellular component: mitochondrial matrix. Lineage: Eukaryota; Metazoa; Arthropoda; Insecta; Diptera; Drosophilidae. The transcript has 8 exons. Gene Ontology annotation, molecular function: L-glutamate gamma-semialdehyde dehydrogenase (NAD+) activity.
UACAAACGCACACAUACAUUUUAGUCUAACGGGUGGAUACAUAGAAGGUAGUCUCGCUAAGGCCAAACAAACACACGGACUUCAAUUCUCAUCGUUCGCAAAAACAUACAAAAACGAUUUCAAUUUCUAGUGUUUGCAUAAUAAUCCAAAAGCGACACAGUCCCCACACGAACCCGACGCACUCUCUCCUAGUUCCAAGAUGUUGCGAUUGAUGCGAAAUGCAACUGGCGGAUCCGCUGUUAAAAGCUGUGUGCGAUGUCUUGGCAGCGUCGUUCCGGAUCCAAAUCUUAAAGACUUUGAUGUUGUCAAUGAGCCCAUUUUGACCUAUCGCAAGAAUUCCGAGGAACGUAAAGCUCUGCAAAAGGCAUUGAAGGCGACCGCUUCAAAAUGUGAGGAGGUACCCAUUGUCAUUGGUGGCAAGGAGUACAAAACGGAUCAGGUUAUGCAUCAGGUGAUGCCACACGAUCAUCAACACAAGCUGGCCAAGUUCUACUACGCUGAUAAGAAACUCCUGGAGAAGGCCAUCAAAACGGCCGUGGAGGCUCAACCGAAAUGGGAUCGUGUGCCGUUCUCUGAGCGCUUGAAGAUGUGGGAGUGUGCCGCUGAUUUAAUGGCGGGCAAAUAUCGUCAGGAAUUAAAUUCCGCUACCAUGUUGGGACAGGCCAAGACUGCCAUUCAAGCAGAAAUCGAUUCGGCCGCUGAGUUAAUUGAUUUUCUACGUAUACACGCCUACUUUCUCAAGGAAUGCGUCAAGUACCAGCCCAUCAGCGAGGACAUAAAGGUCACAAAGAAUUCAAUGCGUUAUCGUGGCUUUGAUGGUUUUAUCGCCGCUGUCAGUCCAUUUAACUUUACAGCCAUUGGUGGCAAUUUGGCCUACACGCCCGCCAUGAUGGGUAACGCCGUGCUGUGGAAACCCUCGGACACAGCGUUGCUUUCCAACUGGCGCAUUUUCAACAUUAUGCGAGAGGCUGGCGUUCCCGAUGGCGUCGUUAACUUUGUACCAGCAGAUGGGCCAGUGUUUGGUGAUACAAUAACUGCCUCGCCACACCUCGCGGCUAUCAAUUUCACCGGCUCGGUUCCGACAUUCAGUCGAUUGUGGAAGCAGGUUGGCAACAAUAUCGAGAAAUACAAUAAUUUUCCGCGCCUUAUUGGCGAAUGCGGUGGAAAGAAUUUCCACUUUGUUCACUCCUCAGCGGAUGUGCAGUCAGUUGUUACCUCCACAAUACGUUCCUCCUUUGAGUACAGCGGACAAAAGUGUUCUGCCUGUUCUCGUAUGUAUGUUCCAGAGUCCCUAUGGCCAAAGAUUAAAGAGGGGCUGAUUUCUGAGGUGCAAAAACUGAAGAUUGGCGAUGUACAGGAUAUGAGCACCUUCACAUCGGCUGUUAUCGAUGACAAAGCAUUUAAGCGCAUUACCGGCUACAUUGAACAUGCCAAAAAUAGUUCGAAUCUGGAGAUCAUUGCUGGCGGUACCUACUCUGACAGCAAGGGCUACUUCAUCAAUCCAACCAUUGUACAAUCUAAAGAUCCAUUAGAUCGCAUUAUGACUGAGGAGAUCUUUGGACCCUUGUUGACAAUAUAUGUAUACAAAGAGGCCGAUUUGUCGGAGACCAUGAAACUGGUCAAUUCAUCAACGCAAUUCGCCCUUACCGGUGCUGUGUUUGGACAGGAUGAAGAAUUCAUUAACUGCGCUAUGGAGGAAUUUAAAAUGGCUGCGGGCAACUUUUAUAUUAAUGACAAAUCCACAGGCUCGGUGGUGGGCCAACAGCCAUUCGGAGGUGGUCGCAAGUCCGGCACCAAUGACAAGGCAGGAGGUCCACAUUAUAUACUCCGCUGGACAUCUCCGCAGUCCAUCAAGGAAACAUUUGUGCCAUUGCGUGACGUCAACUAUCCGUAUAUGAGCGAGUAGAGGGGAAUAUCGGAGAAACUAUGAAAAAAGAACGACAGGAAUCUCAUAUAAACUACUCAAGCUACAAAAGAAA